CACAGCUGACAGGACCCAAAAAGCCAACUGAAGGCAAGCGCUGUGAAUUGAAUGACAGGAUCCUUUGUCUUUUGAUUUGACAUCGAUCAAAUGACACUUGCAUGUUCACCUGCUUCUGCCAUCUCAACUGCACCGCGCCUUUGCAUCAAUAAAGGAUUUUGAGAGACUGCUUGAUCGCAUUGGAUGAUCAUCUCCAGAACGCUUUCCACCAUUAGCGAGCGGGUUCACGCAUCUCCCUCUUCGUUUUCAGCUCUCUUCGCGCGCCAGACGGGGGUGCACCAGAUUCCUACCUAUUCAGGCCGAGAAAAAAAACAACAUCCGAGUUCACCUGCCACCGCUAGCCACCGCCAAUCCCAAUCGAUCCCAGUUCGCUCCAACCCCCUCUCCAGGGCGCCCUUCCCCCGGUUUUUCCACUGUCUAUCGCGCAGGGGCAAUUGCAACAAUUCCUUCGCAUCGAUUCAUCAACAACUGAGGACUGAGGCAGUAAAAUCACAAUGGCUUCCAAUCUCGAUUCAUCGUCCUAUCUCAGUCCGAGCAUGAUCGGAUCCGGAAUCAUGUCGUCCUCGCUCUCGUCGCUCUCGUCGUCCGUCUCCUCGGCGCGCCAUCCGUCCUCGUCCAACAUUUCCAAGGCUUACAGACAGGCCUCAACACUAUUUCUCACCCGUCGACUACCCGAAGCCCUGUCCACUGUUCUACCUUUAAUCACACCGUCUCCCUCCGAAUCCGCUACUCCUGGGGAUGUUGCUUCCGGCGCCGCCGCAUUCGACCCGGCACCUGUCGCCAAGGCGUCGCGAUCCACCAGGAUAAAGGUGUGGAGUCUGUACCUGACCAUCCUCAAUGCGAUUCUGGAGUUGAACUCGGACGAGGGCAAGGACGCCUUUGGCACACAGGAGUGGAGGGCUCUCUGCCACAAGGUGCGCGAGGGCGAGGUUUGGGAGGAAGUAGUACGCAGUGGAUACCAUGGAUCCGAGGGAGAUGUCGAUGCGGAUGUGGUUAUCAACUUAGCCACCCUCCUCCUCGGCCACGCCAAAACCCAGACCCUCAACCAAAAACGUCUAGAAAACUAUCUAGCCGCUGCCCGCACCCCCAAUCUCGAUCUGACGGACCGUCUCUCGGGUCCCUCUGGCCCGGGUGGUUCCUCCGCCUCUCCAGCCCGUCGCCUGCGCUCAUCCUCCAAAUCUGGAGUGGCGGCCGGACAUGGCGCCGACACCCCGCGAGACCUCAACGCGCGCGUCAAGAUUCUUGAGCUGUACACUUUGCAUGUGCUCCCACGCAACGACGAGUGGGCGUGCGCGCGAGAGUUCAUCAACAUGAGCGCGGUCCUGGACGACGAGCGGAAAGAAGCUUUCAUCCAGGCGCUGGACUCGCUGAAGGAGGAGCAGGAAGAAGCGGAGCGGAAAGCGCGCGAAAAGGAGGAUGCGAUUCGCAAGGACAUUGAGAAUGCGCGCAAGCUGAGGGCGGAGAACGAGGAGCGUGAAAGGAAGAGGUUGGAGGAGGAAAGGCAGAAGAGAGAGGCGGCGGGGGUGAACGCAAGUACGGCUGCUAGUGCAGGGAGCGGACCGACGACGGAUGGGGAAUCGGGUGUUGAGGCUAAGGGGACGGGAACGGGGACGACGAAGAAACCGAAUCUGAAGAAGAAGGCUUCCGCGUUGAAGAACGGGGGGGGCUCGUCGUCGUCGGCGUCUUCGAAACCGGCUAGGCCGUCAAGGAAAGGAGCGUCGUCACCGACCGCGACCAAGACGACGGGUUCUUCUUCGAGUGCGGUGGCCGGCCCUGGAUCGGGCACGAAGGCGGCUUUGAUACUGAACAAUAUCCGGUCCGUGUUGGAUCAGGUUAUGACGGCAUUCCAUGGGAACCCGUUCCUGCUGUACCGGACGCUGGCGUUCAUCAUCGGGUUCCUGCUGAUGUUCAGUAAAAAGAGCGUGAGGGAGAGAAUCACAAGAGUGGUGCAGCAAGGGUGGGGGAAAGUGAAGGCUACGGCUGGAAUGGGGAUGAAAGUUAGUUACAUUUGAUCCGAGCCCCUUUUUGCUGCUUGGGUAUCAGUAUUCUUUUGGACAUUGGGAGUAAGGGAGGGAAUAUUCCUGCUCUGAUGAUAAUUAGCAUUGCGGCUGUUGUCGCAGCAGGUUUUGGCAUGCGACAGUUUUGUUUCGAGUCUAUCGUUAAUGGGUCCUGCAUCACGGAAAAUAGCUUGUUUCGUUUUCAGUUCAUAAUCAGAAGAGAUGACACAAA
Molecule: messenger RNA, 2229 nt
Organism: Neurospora hispaniola
Lineage: Eukaryota; Fungi; Ascomycota; Sordariomycetes; Sordariales; Sordariaceae
Exons: 2
Coding region: 495-2012 (505 amino acids)
Source: RefSeq, a predicted model, not a curated record